AUGUAUGAACAGAUCUGCGUUGAUGUCAAAAUGAGUAAACUUGACCAAAAUGACAAAGAAAUGUUGACAGAAAUAAGAAACUUGAACACGGAAACAAUUCCCAAAGUUAUUUUAGGUAUCCAUGGAAGCAAGAUACAGGAAUGGGAGGAAAACAGUGCGAAUAUUGUUGAAACUAAAGCCAUCAUGAGCCUUAAAGACUUAAUUUACAGAAACAGCAUCGUUAACAUCACGGGGCCACCGGGUUGUGGUAAAAGUACAGCUAGUCAGUGUGUUGCUUUGUAUCUUCAAAAUAAUCACGGUUAUCAUAUAGUUCCAGCUAAUUAUCCCGCCGAAAUUUUGCAAUACAGAAACCCAGAACAGAAACAGGUCUUUGUUUAUGAUGAUGUGUGCGGUAAAUAUGAGAUUGAAAUACAUACAGUUAAUGACUGGAUAAAGUUAUCCCCUGACAUAUUAAAAGUGUUGACACUUAAUGGUGUUAGGGUCUUAGCAACAUGUCGUUCUAACAUUUCAAGAAAUAAACAAUUUGAAAGAAUCAAGAUCUUUUCGAAAAAUCAGUGCGAUUUUCAUUCACAUCAAAAUAGCCUUACUACAAAUGAAAGAAUUUUGAUAGCGGAAAAAUUUCUAGAAAAAGAAGACGUAAAUAUUUUAAAAGGACAUAAAUUACUGGAUAAGUAUGACAUGUUUCCAUUAUUAUGUAGAUUUUACUCUAGAAAACCCACAGGUAGCUUAACCGCAUUCUUUUCAAGACCAAUAGAUGUGAUAAAAGAAGAUUUGGAAUCAUUAAUGGACGCAGAUGAUCAAACAUCUUACGCUACUCUGGCUUUGUUUGUGUUGUGUAACAAUUGCAUAAAGACCGAUAUGCUUUCUUCUUCCUCAAUUAUAAAACAAAUACUAGAGGAACUGGCUGAUAGGUGUACUUUACGUCAUGUGUUUUCUCUUCAAGUAGUAAAAUCACAAUUAGACAUGCUUACAGAUUCUUAUGUUGAAAAAUCAAAUGACACAUACAAAAUAAUACAUGAUAAAAUUUGUGAUAUACUGGUAUCAUUUUUUGGGGAGCAUAUGUUUGAUUUGGUUCUUUUACAUAGUGGAUUAGAUUUUUUGCGUAAUCGGUUUCAAUUUCAGUCAAUAGAUGCAAACCAAGAGGAUUGUCCUAUUAUUGUCCCAAUUGAUAAAGAAGGAGAUUACUUUGACUUCUUGUUUAAGGAUGUUACAUGUACAGAAUGGUCGAUGAUCGUUUUCGACAACAAACUGUUACAAUACAGAACAUAUCGCACCAAACUGUUGAAUUAUAUUGCAGUUCUCCCAAAUGAGAAAAUAGUCAGUUUGAAACGUUGGUUCAAUGACAUAUAUUGUCCACUUUUAUUCGUUGCACGGGAUGGUUAUGAGGACGUUGUAGAUGUUUUAAUAAAACUCGGUGUAAGUGUUAAUUGUGUUGACCCUGUGUGUAGAACACCAUUACUUUUGGCAUGUAAAAAUGGACAUGAAGAUACUGUGAGACUAUUAUUAGAACAUGGGGCUGAUUCUAAUCAUUGUUGCUACUAUACAUUGUCACCUUUGUUGGUUUCGUCAUUUAAGGGAAACAUAGAGAUUGUGAAAAUGUUACUGCAAUACGGAUCAGAUACAAAUCCAACGAAUACAGAAUUAACUUAUUUCCGUUCAAAGACAUUUUUAUUUGAUUUAGAUUAUGAGCCUAUGCAAAACUGUAGCAUUUGUGGAUUUUAUGACACAUGUGUUAACAAAUUUACUCAAAUAGCAUCUAAAGAGACAAGAAAGAUAAUGGACGUGCUAUAUAAUCACCAUCCAAGUAAUACUGUAAACGUUUCUGACAAGUAUGUAUUCUGUAAACAAUCUAGAUUUUAUGAUUUGUCGUUUACUGUAUACAAUGAAAGAACAGGCACUUUAUUAAAACAUUUUUGCAAUCCAGAUAACUUUUGCCAAUUCGGAACAAGCUCACCAUUGUAUGCAGCAGCUGCGACCGGGAAUCUUCAGAUGGUUAAGUUAUUGUGUGACUACGGAGCAAAAACCUAUGACAGUGAUCUGUUUCUAUAUACCCCACUCCAUGUAGCAGUGUUUUAUGGACAUAUUGAAAUUACUCAGUAUUUAAUCAAUAAAAACGUUGAUAUAAACGGUCAAAAUAAAGAAGGUGAAACUCCAUUGUACAUCGCAUCCAAAAAUGGCAAUGAGGAAAUAGCUAAGCUUCUUUUGCAGCACAACGCAAAUGUUAAUCUUUGUAAUGUAGAUGGUAUUUCGCCACUUUUUAUAGCGUGUUUCUGGAGUAACCAAAACGUCGUUGAAUUGCUUAUUCAUUUCAGGGCAGACGUUAAUAUGUGUGGAAACCGCGAUGAUUCGCCACUAUUUAUAGCAUGUUUGAAAGGUGACGUUGAGCUUUUACCGUUGCUUUUAGAGAAAAAUCUGUGUAUAAACAUUCGCACCCAGUUCAGUCUUACGCGAAUGUCUGCUCGUGAUGUAUUUGGAAGAGCCGAAUUUUUAAGUAGAUUCACUUUUCGGGAUAUGUUAUGGCUGCCUUUUGAGAGUUAUGAUAUUAUGGAAGAACACACAAUCGGGUGUGUAACCCCUUUAUACAUUGCAUGUUCUAUUGGUUACAAAGAUGUGGUAGACAUGUUAUUAGUAAAAGGAGCUGAUGUUAAUUUUUGUAACAAAAAUCACGAAUCGUGUCUUUUUGCAGCAGCAGGAAAAGGACAUUCAGAGAUCGUCAAGAUAUUACUUGAACGCAACGUUAAUCCAAAUAUAUGUAAUGAAGAUAACGAAUCGCCUCUAUUCAUAGCAAGCUUUAACGGUCAUAUUAAAGUCGUUGAAUAUCUUUUACAAUUCAAUGCUGAUUGUAAUAUUGCGAAUAGAUUAAAUGAAACGGCUUUAUCUAUUUCAGUUCAAAGGUCUCGAACAAUGCUGAACGUGGUCAUUCUCAACUUUGAUGAAAAAUAUCGUAUCCUUUGUAGACAUUCUUGUUGUAAAACAUGGCGGAGAUGGACAAAUAUAGUAAAACUGUUAUUGGAAAGUAAGGCUGAUAUCUUCAGUAGUUCGCUUGUGUUUUAG
Mytilus trossulus (common blue mussel) is the source of this 3054-nucleotide messenger RNA. Its product is annotated as ankyrin-1-like. The transcript is spliced from 2 exons. Lineage: Eukaryota; Metazoa; Mollusca; Bivalvia; Mytilida; Mytilidae. The record is from RefSeq and is a predicted model, not a curated record. Gene Ontology annotation, molecular function: protein binding. The coding region runs from base 1 to 3054 and encodes 1017 amino acids.